GAGACUGAAAAGGCCUUUCGUGAGCAAUUAUGGAGAUCCAGGGCUUGGCAUUCUUGCCAUGCCUGUGGGUUAUUUGGACAUUUGCGGGUGUCAUUACCACCUUGUCCAUGACCAUCAUUGGUGGUCACAUUGAGAAAUUUAUACCGUAUAUCAGUGAUACCGGUACCAACUAUCCGGAGUCCAUCAUAUUUACGGUUGUGUUUUCUGUCUCUGCUGCGCUUGGGGUGUGCACAAUGUACGUUAUGUACAAACGCAUGACCAGCAGCAUUGAUGUGGAAGACAGCCAUCCUAUUGCACAGAAGAUCUUGCUCCUGAUUGGAAGGCUGUCGUGCAUUGGAAUUUUGAGUCUUGCUCUUGUUCAGACGAAACUCCAUCCAAACUGGCAUUUCGGGGCAACACUGCUGGCCAUAACCUCUGGCUUAGUGUAUAACAUCAGCCAGGCGUUCUACCUAUACGCGGUCUGCAAGAGCAAGAGACCCAUCAGGCACCUUAGAGCAGCGCUGUGCUUGGUGACAUUAUUAACCUUUCUCACAUUGGUUGCAUGUAAGAUAGUGUUCAUAUUUGCGUGUAACGGAGGACAUUGUGAACAGGUCACCGUUGUCUCUGCAGUUGGAGAGUGGGUAAUAGCAGCUACACUCAUGUUGAACAACCUGACAUACAUACCAUAUUUUCAGGAGUUAUCUAUGAAAUGUCCCAGCAACCUACAGCAGGACUGGAUCUGCCUGAGGGAAAGGGUCAAUGCUGGGCCUGAGUACCCAUGAUCUGUCAGAGGCAACAAGUGGUACAUACAUGAUGUAUGUAAGCUGAUGACAUGAGCAGAUCAAGGACUGGACUGACAGACCCAUCUCCAGGAGUGCCGUAGCCUUGAGGGUGCAGCCAAGCGCCCACAGCCACCAUCUGAACGCCUGGUCCACACUGACAUCUGUGGAUUUUUGCCCCUUAAUGUACAAUAAAAUAAUAAGGCUUAUUA
This is a messenger RNA of Pseudophryne corroboree (corroboree frog), 970 nucleotides long. RefSeq names its product DNA damage-regulated autophagy modulator protein 1-like. The record is from RefSeq and is a predicted model, not a curated record. The coding region runs from base 30 to 761 and encodes 243 amino acids. NCBI's taxonomy places the organism in Eukaryota, Metazoa, Chordata, Amphibia, Anura, Myobatrachidae. The transcript has 7 exons.